UAAUGGGUAUUGUUUAGUGACUCCCGUUUCAUCGUGAGGGUAACCUGUUAGUCUCGAUCUCUCACUACAAGCGAGAACUGUGGGUAGAAUACAGUGUAAGCGGUUGGGACUAUGUUCUCACCAACUCCAGCAAAAUGUGUUUUACUGGCUGUGAUGGUUUCUCUGUGCAAGGCCUUCUCCUUUUUACAAGAAAACGGUGCUCACGUGUGUAAAGAGACUUGGUAUGAAAAGGAGAAAUAUCAUAGAUCCUGCAGCUUCUGGAAAUGGGGGCGAUGUACAACCUACAGAAAAGUAUCCAAGCACCGUUUAUUUUGCUGCAGUGGCUAUGACUAUUACUUUGACAGUCUGCAUGAAUGUCGUUAUGCAAUAUGUGACGGUAAGACUAACCCGUUCGGAGCGUGCACCCUGAGGUACACCAAUGACAGGAUUCUGAAGAGGGACGGAAGUGUGCACACCGUCAGCGGGGGCACGUGCUCGUCCCCGGACAGGUGCACGGGCUGUAACGAUGGUUUCUACUCGACCGGACCAUACUGUGAAAUUUGUCCAAAGAUAGACCACUGUAAUCACCGGCGAUGUACAUCUACAUCCGACAAUAUUUGUGAAUUUUGUGAUGGGGAAGUAUUGGCCAAGCCAUUCUGGAGGGCGUACACUCCUGCUCCCAGUAGCAAAAAACUGUGUCAGAAGGCCUGUUCCUGGAGGUCAGACAGUACAAGAUGUUACCCAGGAACCUGCUCCAAUGAGUUAGCUUCUCAGUGCACAUGUACCAAAGGCUUCACCGGUACCCACUGUCAAACUAUGACGGAGAAAGCUAACAUCUUGGAGAAUGAGUGCAAGCUGAAAGACUCAGCCGGGCGAGUUUUGACCAAUCCCUCUGACCCCAAUACUGCCAGCCCUCAACCCACCAUAUGGACCAACAAUGUCAUUUGGCACGAGGCGGACACCAAAUGGGACGCCAAGUACACUCUGACUGAAACCCCUCCCGCCCCCGACCCCAGCGGGGUCAACCACUAUGUGACAGAUUUUAAGUAUGGAAUUGUUCAUGCAACCACAAAACUUGUCCUAGAACGAAAUUCAGCAACUGUUGGUCAGAUCCUAUAUACCUGCCCAGGAGUGUCUGAGAGAUCUCCCCAAACUUCAGGAUUUAUUUGUAGAAAAACUCUGACUUUAUCUGCUUUGCCAGUGCCAUUUCAACACAAUGACAAAAUGACUUUCACAAUCAAAGCUAACAUAGGCGGGUACCUAAAGCUGAUGAACAGAGAGAACAAUAACAAAAUUGAGUACCACUCCCUGACUCAGAGUGUGCACGAGCGCGAGUACCUGUACCACUGGGAUCUUGUGAACCCCUACCACUGUGUGGGCGUGUCUCCAGUCGUCAGCUGUCCACAGUUCCUGACUGUGGUGGACCUGACAGAGAAUCCUGUUAUAGCUAUGACCUGGGAUGGCUGGACUGAUGCUCUCUCCGGACUCCUAAGAUAUGAGUAUGAGGUGUAUGAGCUGGGACAUGAUGGCUCCACACUCGGAGAGAACCAGGGUAAAAUGGUGAAGAGCCCCACGACUAUUGAACUCGGCGCCACCAGUGCCUCUGUCACACUUCCAAACCCAGGAAUGUUUGCCAUUCAUUUUACUGCCUAUGACAAAGCUGGCAAUCACAAAACUUCCCGCAAGGUGAUCCUUUACGAUGAUCAGUCCGUCAUUACCCAGAAACCAAACAAAGUGACCCGUAUUGUCACUGCAUCCUCGGAGACAAGUUAUGUCUGGGUGGUUCAAGACACUGGUACUAUCGUCGUUAGAUGGACGGAUCGGUUUGUGAAUGUUCGCCAUGAGAACAAUCGUUGGCUGAACAAGGUGAAUUCUCACAUUGCAGUAGAAGACAAAUAUGAUGACCAUUAUGGAGAGAGAAAGAUUUCUGAAAUCAACAAUGUACAUGCUAUCGUGGACUUUAAGGUAGCAUACAUAGUUUACGACAGUAAUGGUGCCCAGGAUUCGCAGGCCUUGAAGUCCGUGUCAGACAUUCACGAUCAGGCUCAGACCCUGUCAGUUAUCUGGGUCGAUGGCAACAAGUUGGUUGCUACAGUCAAAGCCAUUGAUGUCCUGGGUAAGACCCUGGAGGAGGAGGUCACAGUCUACCGUGAUGCCACGCCCCCAGUGAUUGAGGACUUGUGGUUGACUCGUGGCGACAGGCUGAAUGUCAGUGUUCACAGGCUGGAGGACUUUGCAGAAAUGACUGUGGAGUGGAUUGUGUAUGACUACCACAGUGGUCUUGAUCGUAUAUCAUGGAGACUAUACGACAACUACACUGGUACAGAACUACUGCAUGGUCAUGAAGAUAUUCCCGCUCAAGGAGAGGCUGCAAAUGAAGCAGAGUGCCAGUCCAAAUAUGGAAGUUAUGCCAGGGGAGCUAACUGCUAUGUGACUCCAUUCUGGGGAGCCUACCACAAGCAUUUCCGGGUGAAGCCAGCUAUAAAGGUACAGGGGGGCCUGAAGGUGGGCAUGGACAAAGGUGUGCACGACUCGGACUACUACCUGGAGGUGUCCGCCACCAGUAAAGCAGAACUGACCACCAUCUUGUCAAAGAAGAUAACAAUAGACACGUCCCCGCCCCAACCCGGCAUGGUGAAGGACGGGGUGAGGGGAACAGAGGAGGUAGACUUCCAGCAGAGUAAGACCCUCACUGCCCACUGGGAUGGCUUCUUCGAUCGGGAGAGUGGGGUGCUCUUCUACCAGUACGGAUUCAACACCAGCCCCAUUCCUGCUUCAGCGUUUGCAUUAGACACUGGGAACUCUAUGCUACAUGAAACUUACUCGGUGCAUGCGACCCACACAGUGGUGUCUGAGGGAACCUACUACAUCUGUGUGGUGGCCUAUAACCAUGCCCUGGAGCCGUCGGAACCUGUCUGUUCGGACGGUGUGACGGUCACCACUGCUGUGCCCUCAGUACAAGAAGUGGACAUAGAGGGAGCCACUGCAAUAGGGGGAUUAGUGACCGAUGAAAAUAAGUCCAACGUUUGGAUUGUUACAAAAAACAGAUACAGGAGGCUGAUUAGAAAUGUAACAGCGGACUGUCUAACCAAAGCUACAGUGAUUAACACCACAGAUUUGUUACCAGCGGAGCACAAAGCAGACGGUUCCUUUGUGGAAGUUAAUGGCAGUGUGUUCUGUCCUAAUUCUACAGGAGCCCCCUCCUCUCUUAGUCCCGUCCUCUCAAAGUCCUCAAUGGUUUUUAUAAGUUGGGAAGCUGUGGACAACCCAGGCAGUGUACAUGACUAUGAGGUUGGGUUUUCCUCCACCCCGGGCAGCCCCGCCCCUGACAUCAUGGCCUUCAGAAGCACCAAACAACACCCCCACCUACACAUUCUCCACACAGAUAUACCAGACGGAACAGAGUUCUACAUCAUCAUCAAAACCAUCAGCAAAGCUAAUGUGGAGGGCAUACAGUCGAUUGGACCCUGUUUUAUGGAUACCACACCCCCAGACUUCUCGGGCUCUAUAUCUGUGACUCACUCCAACGGAACAAUCAUAGCCCGCUGGAAUUCAGGGGCCUUUACUGAUCCUCAGGAGCCAUAUCAACUACAGCUAGAGUUUGCCAUUGGACAUUCCCCGAGGGGUACCGAGGUCCAGUCAUAUAUUCCCCUGCGUAGUGGUGAAUCCUGUGUGGUGGGAACUCCCCCGACCUGUACAGCGAUGGGAGUGUCCGACACUGAGUGGAGGCUUCACGGACACCACACCUACUAUGUGACUGUCAAAGCAGAGAACUCGGCGGGACUGACCAGUUACGCUGUGUCCGAUCCCUACAUACACGACGUACAGACGGCAGCUCGGGGCAUUGUCAUAGAUAUACCUACAUCCUCAAACAUGGACCAGCUUCCUUUGACGGAUAUUGAGGACAUCGACUUCACUCAGAGGAAGACCAGCCUUUCAGCGCGGUGGGGAGGGUUUGAUCACCCCCACCUGGAUGUGACCUACAUAUUCCAGGCUGGGUCCACCCAAGGAGCAAGCGAUAUUGUGUCCCCCAAGAAUAUGGGCAAGGCCCUAGUCCACUCAGAAACAGGGCUUAGUCUGGUCUCAUUUCAGACGUAUUAUAUAACUAUAACGGCGGUGACCUUGGCAGGAAAUGUGGAAGUGACGACGGACGGAGUGACUGUCGUUCAGGAGAAUGCAGUUCUGUCCGGAAUCGUCAUCAAUGACGGUCAAAACUGCACCAUGACAGUGGACAAUGGAACACUUUUUAAACAUCAUUUUGAGGACAACAGAAUGCAGUGUGCCUUUGACGUAGAUUUCCAGUCCUCCACUAACAGUCUGCGGGCCUAUUGGGAGGUCCCCCUCCCCAUCGCUCAUUACACUCCAGACGUCCACUUCUCUAUAGAAGAAAGGUCUCCCUUUGGAAAUGUUUGGGCGACAUUCCGAGAAUAUGAACAUGUACACAAGCACUAUCAAGCAUACGUUACGGAUCUGACUCUGAAUCCCGGGAGAAUGUAUCGGUUUGCCGUCAAGUUCUGUGCCAUUACUACCUGCUACGCUCCUCUGUACAGUGAUGGAGUGUUGAUCCUUGCUCAUCCUCCCACCAAAGGGCAGAUAACUGUAGAACACCGAAACUCAAGCCAGAGCAACAGUCUCAAGGAAACGAUAUCCGUGACUAUGGAUGAGUUUUCAGAUCCAGAUAUACAAGAUUCGACGGAGAAGUACAGUGUUGUUGAUAAGUACGAAUGGGCUAUCACGGACCAGUCCGAUGUCGGCAGGACCCACACCAUCUGGAACAAAGUCCUCAACCCACAGAUCUCUCAAAACAAAAUGCAGUUUGAUGUGGAACUGACUGGGGAGUUUGACUUCUCUAAAUGUCGUCGAUUCACUGUCCGGGGUUACAACAAGGCCAAACUGUUCUCUGUCGUAUCCACAGACAUCAAAGACUGUACAGCCUUUGAUCCCAUCCUGAUCAAACCUAAUCUAGUUAUUGAUGCAGUCGGACAGCCUGAGGAAUCAAAAGAUGGGUAUGGGAAACCGGUGUUUCUACGGGAGAAUGAGCUCUGGCCAGAGGCAGACAAGGAUUACACCCCAAAUAUGAACUACAUAUCGGCAGUGUGGCCUCAGCUUCGCUACAGCUCCUACGUGGUGGCGGUCCUUAAUGCGCGGUCACUAGAUGUCACCACCUACUAUCUACCCACCACCAAUUUCUCCCUGCCUGACCCAUGUAGCCACCCCGACGCCAUUAAGUGUGGUUCUACAACGAGUGAAUUCAUCAACAUCAAGUUUGACCCGGGUGAGCUGGUUCACGGUGAGCGGUACAUGGUCUGUAUACACACAGUGUACACUGAGAUAAAACACGAGAUGUGGACCCAGGUCCUCCCGGAACUCAACAUCUGCAGUGAUGGUAUUAUGGUGGAUCUAACACCCCCCAACCCCGGGCAGGUGUGGAUAGGAAAUGUGCAGGGAACCAAGUUCCAGACUUCAACAACUGAUAUGUCCAUCAACUGGGAAACUUUUCAAGAUAUUGAGGAAUUUCAAACCAACUCUCACUCUUCAGGAAUCCAGGACUAUAUUUUAGGCAUUGGGACAUCUGUUGGAGGAAAUGACAUGGUGGCUUUUUUUAGUGUGGGAGUGGUCAAUCACAUCACUCUACAUGAUCUCAAGUUACAAAGCGGACAUAUUUACUACGCAACCAUCAAAGCUGUGGAUUUUGCUGGACAGACGACGGUAAAAGUCUCAGAUCCUGUUAUCGUGGAUACAAGUCCACCAGUAAAAACUGAUCUGUCCGUCACCAUCACUGGACGCCAUAUUGUCUCUAGUGCUGAAAUAGAAGCUUGCUGGAAGGGGGUGUUUUACGACCCAGAGAGUGAAAUUGAUCACUUUAUGUGGGCAAUCGGAUCACAGCCUGGUUACGAUGAUAUAAUGGCGUUCACACGAGAGGAGUCAGACUGUGGGGAGAACAGCAGGAACAACCCACUGAGCCUGAUGGAGGGCCAUGCUUACUAUAUAUCUGUCAAGGCUAUCAACAAAGCUGGUUUGAUGUCCCUAGCCACUUCCUGGGCCUACAAUGUGGAUACCUCACCACCCAUUGCCGGACACGUCUAUGAUGGUCUCCCCUUGUCAGGCAACCAAUCAGACAUCGACUUCCAAACAGACAUGUCUGCGCUGAAUGUUUACUGGGAAGGCUUCUUUGACCCCCACUCUGCCAUCAAGGAGUACUAUGUUAGUGUGGGAAACUGCCCAGGGUGUGAUAAUGUGAUCAGCACCCAGGCCUUAGGGAUGGUGAACUCCCUCAGAAUAGACCACAUCCACUUUGGAGCUGGACUGAAGUAUUUCACCACUCUGAGGGCCUGUAACACUGCAGACCUCUGUACCACUAUAGCCACUGACGGGGUGGUCAUGGACAAUAGUCCCCCCACUAUGGGGGUGGUGACAGAUGGGACAGGGGCCCAGGACAUAGAGUACCAAUCCUUAAGGCAUUUUAUUGGUGCCAAAUGGUACGGUUUUGUUGACCCACAAUCAGGCCUGGACCAUUAUGUUUGGUGGGCAGGGAUGACCAAAGGGGGGAGCGAGGUCCUAGCACCCCGGGAAGUCCAUCUGACUGAGGUUGCCACCGCUGUCAACUUCACAUCAGAACUACCACUAAAUAAGAGAAUAUACAUCACUGUUAGGGCGUACAAUAAAGCAGGCCUGUUCACUGACUCUACAUCCAGUGGCUUUAUUGUGGACAUCACAGCACCAGAGAUCACAGAGGGACCAAAGUUUUCACCGGACUUUGGAAUUCUGGGUAAUGCCCAGUUUUACAGGACUGUGAUGAAAGUGGAAUGGAAAGUGAAGGACACAGAGUCCUCUAUCCAGAGACAGUACCUGUCCCUCAAAUCUCACCGGGGAGGAGAGUUUGACCUGGCGUCCACAAAGGUGAAUGGUAUUGUAAGGGACUUCAUACUGAGCGAGCUGAAACUGCAUGAUGGUGGAACUUACUAUGUGACUCUCAUUUCCUGUAAUGGAGCCCAGAUCUGUUCAUCCGCGACGUCACCAGGAAUCUUAGUGGAUAGCACUCCCCCUAACAGAGGGAUGUUUGCAAUCCACACGGAUCACGCAGCAGAGCUCCCGCGACAUGUGUCUGGCUGGAUGACUUGGAGCAGCUACGUCAUCCGUCUAGCCUGGCUUGGAUUUGCUGACAGUCACUCGGAUAUUACACACUAUUUUGUCAAUGUUGGGACCACAUAUUUGGGGGCUGAUCUCAAUAAAAAAUCAGGCAUUGCUCUUAGAGUUGAUCACUCAACAUCUGGGGAGGAUAGAUACGAUGAGGGCAAGGUCCAGACAUACGAGAUUGAGACAUCCAAACUGGACCCGUCUAUGACCUACAUCUACAUCAGUAUGUGGGCGGUCAACAAGGCAGGCCUUUCAAGUGCCAUCAUCCACUCCAAGUUUGAGAAGGUACCUGGUGGUGCCCUUUCCUUGGUUAGGCGGUGCCAAGCGGAGACCUGUGAGGGUCAUUGUGUUUGUGCCCCGCAGGAUAAACUCUGUCCCUCCCCUGCCGCAAACUGUUCAGAUAUCUCUGUAGGAAACACCAACAAUCUUCUACAAGUCCGAGACACACAGUAUGGUACCACCGACAUCAACUUCACCCCGUCCAAUGUGGUGCUACAGGGGUACUGGACCAUUGUACACACACAAGGGAAUCCCCCAAUGUGGUAUCAGUGGAGUGUGGGUUACCUGAGUGGAGCCACCCCUCUGGGUGUGUUUAAUGGGGUGACAGAGAGGGUGUGGCAUGAUGCGGGACAGAGGACAGACAUUGUGUUCACCACCAAGCCAGGAGUAUUUCUGCAAAAUGAUGUUGAAUACGCUAUCUUUAUUCGUGUUUGGUACGAUGAGAAUACCCAUGCAAUAUUUAAAUCCGAUGGCGUAAGAAUUAACACAAUGAAACCAGCUACAACAAAGAUUAGAGGAAGCGCAGUUAGAGAGAGAAUGAUGGGGAGUUGGAUAAAGGACCAGGAUUACCUGAAGCGGGGCUUCCCUUUUACUGUGGAGUGGACCAACAAAUAUCUAGAAGCUGAAAAAUUUAUCAAGUCUUUCCACGUGUAUCUGAGCACUGCUCCUGGAGGACAUGAUGUAUGGGACAGCACACUUGAUCAGCCUGGUUCUGCAACCUCCUUUGACAUCACCAGGGCAACACUGGUCGAAGGAGUGACCUUCUACAGCAACAUUGUUGCCUACGGAUAUUCUGGUCUUCACCACACAGAGACAUCCGACGGAUUUAAAAUGGAUGCCUCCACUCCUAGCACUGGGAUGGUGUAUGACGGAACAGAGAUUGAAGAUCUGGAGUUUCAGAACUCUUCAAUACAAAUGAGUGCCCACUGGCAUGGCUUCUCUGAUGUUGGUUCAGGAGUAAAGCAGUACUACUGGUGUGUAGGAAAUACCAACAGCGUUGACAGUAAACAGGAACUGACAGAGUGCUCUGUGCGACCUUGGGAAGCUGUUGGCCUCCAUAUCUCUGUAUCUGGUAACCUCUCCGAAGCUUUAACUGAUGGGAGAAUCUACUACAACAAAGUGUAUGCCCUAGAUAACGUUGGCUACAAGUCUCCUGUGAUGGUUUCUGACGGGGUGGCCAUAGACACCAGUCCCCCCCAGCCCCAGUACCUCUUCCACAACAGCUCAAACCUUCUACUUAAUCCAUCUUUUGAGACAUCCCCCAAUGAAGUGAUGAUGGAUGCUGUCAACACCACCGACAUCUGUAAUGAGACGAUGAAUCACCACCCUGUGAACUGGACUCUGUCCUCAUCCGGCUGUGCAGCGGUUGUGACCUCCAUCAAUAACCUUGCUAGGGACGGGAGGUCCUUUCUGUUUGUCCGGGGAAGUGUGACGCAGACCCUGGCUAAUUUGGUAGAGGGGGGUCUGUACAGACUAGUAUUCUUCACAAGCCAUUUAUUGAUAAGCAGUUCCACCCAGUCCAACAAGGAAGGAUUUGCCAAGUUCGGGAACAAGAGUCAUGUUUUCUUCAUAUAUACCAAAGCUUAUAGAGGUGAUGGACAUGGAAAAUCAGAAUCACGGGAGAUCAUAUCUUGGCACAAACAUACGUUUUAUUUCAUCGCACAGGGUACAACCACCGAACUGACCCUUGGGAGUGUGGAUGAGAAGACAGGAAUAUUUUUGGAUCAUGUGACUUUUGAACACGUUCAGCGGGAUGUUAAUGGGAGCAGUGAAUUAUACGUACAGGCUCAUGUGGUGUACCUGCACGAGUGGGGCUCCAUUCACGGAUCAUGGAGCUUUGUAGAGGAUGUCAGUCCUAUCACAGAAUACUUCUGGGCAAUAGGCUACACACAGGGAGGGACACAGCUGCAGGGCUUUGAGAGUGUGGGUCUCAGCAACUUUGCCUUCAACUCCAAGGUGACCUUGGUACACAACUCCUUCAUCUAUGUCACCGCCCUGGCCACCAAUGCUGCGGGGUUACAGGGGAUAGCCUACUCCAGCAAGAUCCUGGUGGACCUGACUCCGCCCCAUUUUGUGGGAGUGUAUGAUGGGAGACUUAGGCAGGAAGACCAGAACGCAUGGACAGACAGUGAAGUGGCUGUGAACUGGGUGGUCAGCGACCCUGAAUCUGGGCUGGCACGCUGUGAAUGGGCCUUAGGCACUCAACCAAAUCAAGUGGAUAUACAGGCCUUUGAUAAUGUUCCAGUCUCGGAUUACUUGGCCUUCAGAGACUUUGAUUACAGUGUCCUGCAGGGUAAGACCAUCUACUCCACACUCCGCUGCGAAAACAAUGCCGGACUCCUGAGCUCCAUGUCCUCCAAUGGAGUGAAGAUCUCCCAUGAUGCCCCAGUGGUGACUAAUGCAGUUGUAGAGUCCAUGCCCCUAUCAGUGACCGAGUACAAGGCCCAGACUAACUACCAGAGUGUGACUGACCGUAUCCGACUCAAGUGGACAGGAUUCAGCGAUCACAUCGGCAUCCAACAGUACAAGGUUUUGAUGCAAGGCAGCAGCUUUGAUCUGACGGAGAAGAUGUCAUUCCCCGAUAGUCAGGAUUUCCUGUUUACAAGUGUGAACAAUUUAACCUUGACCUUGGGUUCAAUCAAUGUCAGCACACAGGCUAUCAAUGACCUUCUUUUGGUCAGUGACAAGGUCAGAUCAGACAUCACAGUGUUCACCGAGAAACCUGUCAAGCAUGCUACCCAGAAGAUGACAAUCACUUGGAGUGCAGACAAGAAAGAGUUCACAGUAUCGUGGGACGGGAUGUUCAGCUCCCCUCACCCCUUGUUCUUUGAGGUGUCUGCGGGUAAGGUACAGGGUGGGGCAGAGAUCAUACAAUGGCAGGAGACCACACAGACCAGCAUUACCUUUGGCCUGCCACCCGCUAUCACCAGCUGGUCAGGGCUGAAGGUGUACAUCAUGGUACGGGCGAUAGCAGCUGGGGGGCUGUAUGAAGAUGCGGUUGGAGUCGUCACAUUACCUUUGUAGCUAUAAAGUUUCAUCAGAAAAACUUUUUAAAAAAAGUUGUGAAAAAAAUUGCACCAAGUUAUCCUCAACUAGUUUACUUCUACUUGAUUAAGCAGUGGAUCCAGAAGAAGAUGGAAUAAAAGUUAGGGGGGAGGGGGGUAAGAUUCCUGCCCUCUUGAAUUUUUCAAGUAUCAGACACACUCUAUCCUUUUCACCCUAAUAAAAGACUCAUUCGGUUUAAAUUAUUUUAUUUUAUAUAUGACCUGGGCACAUCCCAGUCAUAAAGAUUAUCUGAAUCCACUUAAAAUUUUUCUUCAUAUCUCAUCGUUAGACGAUAGUGUUGGUUAUGAGUUUUGGAAGAUACUGUACAUUUCUAAGAAAGAAAUUCGACUGCGGGGAAAAAUUACAAAUUUUAAUGUGCCUGACUACUAAGCAAUGUUGAUGAGCAAUAUAUUAAUAAUCACAUAUUUUUUGUUGUUUGUUAAAGUGAUAUUUGAUCUUGUAUUAUACAUGUACCUAACUCCGUCCUCAGACAAUGUGUUUUUAUUCAUUAUCUGUUUAAUUGUUCUUGUUACUUUUUGCCUGUGAUGUAUACUUUUUAAAAUAAAAUCUUUAAAAAUGCAUGGUGUGCAAUAUAUUCAUCAUCAAAUAUACAUGUUAUUUCAUCUCAAAUAAACACAAGCCGGUCUGUC
This is a messenger RNA of Magallana angulata, 11090 nucleotides long. RefSeq lists its product as uncharacterized. Bases 112 to 10419 code for a protein of 3435 amino acids. The transcript is spliced from 52 exons. Lineage: Eukaryota; Metazoa; Mollusca; Bivalvia; Ostreida; Ostreidae. Gene Ontology annotation, molecular function: protein binding. The record is from RefSeq and is a predicted model, not a curated record.